Molecule: messenger RNA, 1776 nt
Organism: Amphiprion ocellaris (clown anemonefish)
Lineage: Eukaryota; Metazoa; Chordata; Actinopteri; Pomacentridae
Product: histone-lysine N-methyltransferase SETDB1-B-like
Exons: 8
Coding region: 323-1441 (372 amino acids)
Biological process (GO): heterochromatin organization; negative regulation of gene expression
Cellular component (GO): nucleus
Molecular function (GO): histone H3K9 methyltransferase activity
Source: RefSeq, a predicted model, not a curated record
GAAGAAGAAAUAAAAGCAGUAGAAGAAGAAAGAGAAGACUUUCAGAAGACGGAUGAAACCGUGUUUAAUGCUAAUUUACUGUAAUGUACCUCUUUAGCUGAUUAGAUUCAGCGUUUGUACAUAAUUUGCGUGAAGCUGGGAUUGAAAUCCUCUAAAACUGUCAAACGGUGCGUCUUCUGAACCGUUAUAUUUUUGGUGCUAGCUAGCAGGUAUGCUAGUGGUGCUAGCUUGACAGCUAGCUUCGAAUAAAAUUAUUUGUAUUGUGGUGUGGCCAGAUUUUUUCCCUUUGAGGAGGAUAAUUCAAGACCUGACAACAGUGGUUAUGGAGGUUGGGCAGUCGGAGACGAGAACGUUGGAGCUUAAGGAGACCAGAGAGAGGAUAAAAAACAAGAGAAGGACAGAGUCUGAUGGUGAAAGAGAUGAAAAUGAAAAUAUGUCUGAAUCUCCACAUGAGACGACACAGUGGGAGAACUCUCUCAAUCUAAAGAAAAAAGCAGUGGUAGUUUUGACCAAACUCCCUGAAUCCAAGAUCAGCGGUCUGCGGCCACCGACACCUGAGCAGUUCUACAGUGAAGAUGAGUCCCUCAGCAGCUCUGAUUCUGACAUGCAGUGGGAACCAGAAGACGACUCCAGUGAUUCAGAACUUUUAGCCCAGAACAGUACACAGAAAACAUCACCAGCGGGCAGCAGCAACAAUGCUGUGCCAGAAACCCCCAUUAUAGUAUCAUCAGCUUUCGCCCAUUGCUCUGAUGAAGCCACCAAGAGUCGCCUCAAUUUGCCAGAGGAAGAAGUCGAAGUGGACAUGGUUGUCUUGGCCAGGAAGAGACCCAUGAGGUGGCAGCGGGGAAAAAUAAUGGAAAUACUUACGAAAGAAGAUGGACGGUUGAAGUACAAAGUUAAUUUUGAGGAAAAGGGAAAGAGUCUAGUAUCUGGACACCACAUCGCCUUCGACAAAACACCCAAGCUGGAGCAGCUGUACAUCGGCGCCCGUGUGGUGGUUCAGUGUCAAGAGAACAAGUUCCGGUUCCGGCCUGGCGUUUUGGGUGAGCUCCCCAGCAGAAAGAACCGCUUAAGGUUCUUGGUCUUUAUGGAUGAUCACACACCCGUCUAUGUUGGUUUACCUUCCCUUCGCCUGGUGUGCAGACCAUUAGAAGAUGUCCUAGAUGACAUUCCAGACAGCCCUCACAAGUGCUUCAUGAAGCAGUACCUUAAAGACUGGCCGUACCCUCAUUUAGCCCAUUACAGCGCUGGACGGAGCCUUAAUGUAGAAUUACACGGAGAGCAGCAGAGGUGUGAGGUGCAGCUGGUUGACAGCAGCUUGAUGCAGGUCAUUUUUCAGGAUAAUCAACACAAGGAGUGGAUCUACCGAGGCUCCAUACGACUGGACCAUAUGGCUCGGUUUUUGGAACUGAAAGAGAGGGGAGAGACCCUGACUAAUUAGAGGGCCACACAGACAGUGCAGUCCUCUGCCGACACCGGCCCCAAUGUCAGUGCAGUUUUCAACAAAGUCGUCCAAGUUUCGUGAAAUUUGAUGUGCAGUUUUUGCACAAUCUUGCUGAUAGAUAAUAGGUUUGACAGACGAUGCAGCUGAUGAUAUCUGUCACCAUGGAGGGAUGUGCAGUUGGAUUUUUUGGGGAAAUAUAAAUGGACUAUAUCAGUCCAAAGUAUGAUUUAAUUUACUGAGAAUGACUCAAGCUUAUCUGCACCAUAUUCCAAAUGUUUCUUUUUUAGUUUUGGUUUAAUUCAUUGUACAAAUAAAGCUGCUUUAUGAUUGCA